Messenger RNA from Lutra lutra (Eurasian river otter), 948 nucleotides. Its product is annotated as thyroid receptor-interacting protein 11-like. Gene Ontology annotation, molecular function: small GTPase binding. The record is from RefSeq and is a predicted model, not a curated record. NCBI's taxonomy places the organism in Eukaryota, Metazoa, Chordata, Mammalia, Carnivora, Mustelidae. Gene Ontology annotation, cellular component: Golgi apparatus. Gene Ontology annotation, biological process: endoplasmic reticulum to Golgi vesicle-mediated transport; Golgi organization. The transcript has a single exon.
AUGGAAAAGGCCAGCCGCGGAGCCAGUCUGCAGGUAGAGUCGCUGCGGGAGCAGUUGCACGUGGUCACCCAGCAGAAGGAGGAAGCUGCGCUCCGGCUUGCCGCCUCCCAGGAAGAGGGAAGGCACUAUGAUCGACCACUAGCGAACCUCAAGCUGGAACUGGCCGAAUGGAUGGAAAAGGCAGACGCCCUAGAAGGAAAACUGAAGUCCUUACAAGGACAAUGGCAUCAAACAAAUGUCGACUUGGAGGUGAAGGAGGACCAACUCCAAGAGUUCAAGAAACAGAAUGAGGUGCAGUGGGAAAUACUGGAGGACACACAGAAGAAACUGUUGACCUUAGUAAGUCAGUCUGAAGGAAUGGUGGACAAAACCCUCCUAAGGAGGCUCUUCGUGGGAUCUUUGCAGGCAGCUGAUGCACAACGGCAGGAAGCGUUGAGGCUGAUGGCAAGCGCGCUGGGGAUCUGAGAAGACCAGCUGCGACAACUGUGCAGCCAAGAGCCCGCGGGUGUGCCCAGCGGGGUGACUGGGGGGCCUUGGUCCAGAAGCGCCCAAAACGCACCUGCGAAGCCAAAUCACCAAGCUGUGGCCAGUCAUUCUUUUUCAGGACUUUUCGUCCAGUUUCUAGAAGCGGAAUCUCAUUCAGCUUUUCCACCGCCAAACCCAUCUGCUCGUGACAUGAAACCCCCAGAUUCAGGAGGAAGGGGAAAGCUGCCUAAGAAACAAGGCCCACCACGACUGAAUGCUACCCUGGGAUCCACACGCAGAAAAAAUGAUGUCAAACCCCGCACCACAGCUGUGUCUCUUAUUAACCCACCUGGACUAGAAAUGGAUGGAUCGGAGCACAUUCUUCUAAAUGUUAUCUCUCAUACUUUACCCAGGUACAUGCCCUAUAUACUGUCACCUGCCAAGAAGGUUGGAAUGGCGGCCAAAGACCUCUCAGAGAAAUAG